Messenger RNA from Linnemannia hyalina, 591 nucleotides. Lineage: Eukaryota; Fungi; Mortierellomycota; Mortierellomycetes; Mortierellales; Mortierellaceae. The record is from the annotation of a GenBank genome assembly.
AUGACUGAAAUCCGCCGAAAGCUCGUUAUCGUUGGUGAUGGUGCCUGUGGAAAGACCUGUCUCCUCAUCGUCUUCUCCAAGGGAACUUUCCCCGAGAUUUAUGUUCCCACUGUCUUUGAGAACUACGUUACAGAUGUUGAGGUCGAUGGCAAGCACGUCGAGCUCGCACUUUGGGAUACCGCCGGCCAGGAGGACUAUGACCGUCUCCGCCCCCUUUCCUAUCCCGACUCGCAUGUGAUUCUUAUCUGCUUCGCCAUCGAUUCGCCCGACUCGCUCGAGAACGUCCAGGAGAAGUGGUUCUCCGAGGUCCAGCACUUCUGUGGCGGUCUCCCCAUCCUGUUGGUUGCCUGCAAGAAGGAUUUGAGAUACGAUCAGCGCACCAUCGAGGAGUUGAGGAGGAUCAACCAGGCUCCCGUCUCCCCUGAACGUGGUGCUGAGAUUGCUCGUCAUAUCAAAGCCAGGGAUUACCUUGAGUGCUCUGCCAAGACUGGAGAGGGUGUUCGUGAAGUCUUUGAGGGAGCUACCCGAGCAUCCUUGUUGGCCAAGCCCAAGGGUGGUCGUGGCAAGAGCAAGACCUGCCUUGUUCUCUAA